AUGGAGCCGCACAAUUUGCAGGCAGCGUCGACCUAUGUCAACAACAUUCUCCUGGCCCGAGGACUGUUGAAGAGUGGGGAGCCGAUUGACUUCGCCGAGCCCGACAAUGGCGAAGGAGGGACAGAGGCCACCAUGGCCCGAGUAAUCAACCUGGUCAAUGAUCUGGUCAUCAGGAGAGAUCGCGAAUCUGAGCACCGCGAGAACCUCGCGACAACGAUACGGACAUUGCGCGCAAGUGAGUCGGAGCAAACUAUGGAAAUGGGAAAACUAAAGAAUAAAACUUCCGAGUUGGCGCGGUCGCUGGCUCUAGCCGAAGCACAGGAACGUGCGCUCAAAUCAAAUAUUUCAAGCGCCGAAGCUACAGCGAGAGGGCUCAAAGAACAGGUUCAGCGUAUGAAGACAACCGUCCAGCAGGUUCGCGCGCAAUGUGCCAACGAUAUACGCAAGCGUGACCUGGAGAUGCAGAGGCUCAAGUCACAUUUGGCCGAGCGUCAACGAGGCAAGCGUGAAGGGCUGAGUGUGACCACCAUCAAUAUCAAUCCCGGUGCAGACAGAUCGCAACUAAGAAAUAGCGGCGGUGAACAGGUCAAUGACCCUGGGUACAGUUUGAAGCAGGAGACGACCGAAUUUUUGACGGAGCUGUGCCAGAAUCUCAGUGAUGAGAAUGACCAGCUGAUCGAGCUUGCGCGAAAUACAGUGCAAACGCUAAAGGAGCUGCAAGGGUUGCCGCAAUUUGAGGAUGCUGGUGAUGACGAGGAAAUUUCGGGAAUGGCAAGCGUUGGACCUCUGAAAUCGACUUCCGAUUCUGCCACUACACUUCCUACUUCGUGUGAAGAUCUGUCAACUCGCAUGGCGGCAGUGCUGGAUCACCUGCGGACCUUACUGACCAACCCGUCAUUUGUGCCGCUCGAGGAAGUCGAGAUCCGCGACGAAGAAAUCAAACGGCUACGCGAAAGCUGGGAAAAGAUGGAGAACCGGUGGAAGCAGGCUGUGACCAUGAUGGAUGGCUGGCAGAGGCGCCUGGCCAGCGGGGAUUCGGUGCAAGCGGAAGAAUUGAAGCGAGGCAUGAAUUUCGACUUCGUGAACUCAAUGCAAGAUAGCAGCAUGCAGGACCAGUCAGAAGCCAAAAACAUCUCGCCGAUCCUCGAGGACGAACAAGAAGAAGAUGCGAGCGACUCGGAAGACCGACUACCAGAAUCCGAAACAUCCAACCAGCAGAAACGAUCCAAGAUCCACAAGGUACCCGUGCGUCCCGAGCGGGCAUUGAGAGAACGUACCGACAACGCACCGAAGCGUUUGGCCCGUAAAGUCUCCUUUACACCUGGCCUACAAGGAUCGCCGUCCGAACACACUGGUACCGAAGAGGAAACACUGGAAAUCAAAGCUCACAAAGCCGCAUCUGUGACACGCAGACCAUCGCGACGGAAGACAGAAACCAAGCUAUCGUGUGAGGUCAAUCCCAAAGAUACACGAAGCAUCCCCCAAAAGCUCGCCGGGGCCGAAGAUGACGCUCGAACCGCCGAACAAUCACGCAAGGAGCGCGAAUCUCGAAAGCGAAGCCGGCCUGACAAGGUGUCUAGCAGGACAGGAACCCGGCGUCGGAGUACCCUGGACAACGAUGAGCUAAACGAACUGAUGGGCAGGUCGGCCCGGUGA
Messenger RNA from Penicillium lagena, 1656 nucleotides. RefSeq lists its product as uncharacterized. The coding region runs from base 1 to 1656 and encodes 551 amino acids. The transcript is spliced from 4 exons. Lineage: Eukaryota; Fungi; Ascomycota; Eurotiomycetes; Eurotiales; Aspergillaceae. The record is from RefSeq and is a predicted model, not a curated record.